UGCUAGUAUAAAAGCUAAGAAACACCCGAGAAAUCAUUUAGUUGCUGCUUUGAGUUCAUUUGAAUAAGUUAACAAAUUUGAUUGCAUUGUGAAAAUGUCGCGAAUUUUUUUAAACGUCAUCGUACUUUGUUCAGUUCUCGCUGUGCAGGCCGAGUUCCCCAAUGAUCCGAAGCCUUGUAAAUAUGCCGAUUCCGGUUGCAUCGUCAAGAUGAUCAACUAUUUGAUCAGGGAAAAGGCAAUGCAGGGCGAUCGUGAGUUUAAUUUGGUGAAACUUGAUCCUCUGCCAGUGGCCAAGAUGAACAUAAAACAGGGCGCGGAAAGUCCAGUCAACAUUGAUUUAACGUUUAAGGAUAACCAACUUCGCGGUAUAAGCACAAUGAAGUUCCGUAAAGUCAAAGGUUUCGGUAAGGAUAUUGCCAAAAAACACGAAAUUCUGUUGAAUGCGGGCAAACUAUCCCUGGUAGGACCCUACAACAUCAAGGGCAAGGUCCUGAUACUACCCAUUAGCGGUACUGGUGAGAGCAACAUGACUUUGGUCAACUGUGAUGUUGUGCUAGGCUUUACGGGCAAACCGUUUGAGAAGAAUGGCGAGACCUACAUGGAGGCGUCCAAUCUGAAAAUUACAACCAAGCCCGAGCGCAUGCAUUACUACUUCACCAAUCUGUUCAAUGGCGAUAAGGCCCUGGGCGAUAAUAUGAACGCGUUCCUCAACGAUAACUGGGAAGCCAUCUUUUUGGAGGUGAAGCAGUCGAUGGAAUCGGCAUUCGCGGAUAUAUUUCAAACAAUUAUUACGGAUGUCUUCUCAAAGUAUCCCUACGCUAAGUUCUUUGCGGAAUCUGAUGAUCCAAAGCCUUGUAAAUAUUCUGAUGCCAAGUGCAUCGUGAAGUUGGUCAACGAGCUGAUCAGCAAGAAGGCAACGAAAGGCGCUCCUGAUUUCAAUCUGAUGAAACUCGAUCCUCUGCCAGUGCCCACGACGAAUGUGAAACAGGGCGAGGACAGUCCAGUCAACAUUGAUUUAACGUUCAAGGAUAACAAAGUCCACGGUAUAAGCACAAUGAAGAUCCGUGAAGUCAAAGGUUUCGGCAAGGAUAUGACUCAUAAGCACGAGCUGCUUUUAAAUGCGGGUAAAGUAUCCCUGGUGGGACCCUACACAAUCAAGGGCAAGGUCCUUAUACUGCCCAUCAACGGCGAUGGCUUGAGCAACAUGACAUUGGUCAACUGUGAUAUUGCGCUGAGCUUUACGGGCAAACCGUUUGAGAAGAAUGGCGAGACCUACAUGAAGAUAGCCAAUCUGAGACUUACGGCCAAGCCCGAGCGUUUGUAUUACCACUUCAGUAAUCUGUACAAUGGCGAUAAGGCCCUGGGCGAUAAUAUGAACGCGUUCCUCAACGAUAACUGGGAAGCCAUCUUUUUGGAGGUGCGACAGUCGAUGGAAUCGGCAUUCGCGGAAAUAUUUCGAACAAUUAUCACGAGCGUCUUCUCAAAGUAUCCCUACGCUAAGUUCUUUGAGGAAUGAAUGCCAUUUAAGUACCUAAGUUUGUUGUUCUCUUUUAUUAAAUCGAUCAAAUCUA
Drosophila montana is the source of this 1571-nucleotide messenger RNA. RefSeq names its product takeout (gene to). The transcript is spliced from 7 exons. The record is from RefSeq and is a predicted model, not a curated record. The coding region runs from base 95 to 1516 and encodes 473 amino acids. Lineage: Eukaryota; Metazoa; Arthropoda; Insecta; Diptera; Drosophilidae.